AUGAAAAACAUACAUUGUAUAAAAAUCAAGUGUGUGGCUUCGAAAGAUAGGUCGAAUUUUCUUUCCGCGUUCGAAGGAUAAACAGCAUAUUCUAAGGCCACCAUCGUCAGAAAAUCGACUAUGAAUCGAGUUGAACAAGACCCGAGACAAGGGCAUCCAGAAGGUGAUGUGCAGUCUGACACUGCAGCCCCUCCGUACCAGCAGGGGUACCCAUCCGAGCAACUACCACCACCGCCAGUUUCCUACCAAGCUCCGGUCGUGACGACUACAACCGGGACCAGCUUCGUGGUGGCUGCGCCCAUGACGGUCUACAGGGAAGCGCCAGUGACUCGGACAUGUCAGCACUGUCAAGCUCAUGUGACAUCUGCCGUCAGCUAUACGAAUGGCAUGAUGGUCUGGGUUAUCUGCGGUGUCUUGGCCUUCGUUGGAUUGUGGAUUGGCUGCUGCUUGAUCCCGUUCUGCCUGAACAGCUGCAAGAAUGUCGUCCACACAUGUCCUAACUGUCACCAGAUCAUGGGCAUCUACGACAGAUUAAAUGGCUAGACUAGAGGACCACAUGUUUUGUUUCACCGCAAAAGCCAUCCCCACCAUCAUCAGAUCUUCUAAUCCUCGAUGAAAAACACUUUCCCGUAAUCGUUUUUUGGGCAGUAGAGACCAAAGCCUUCCCCACCCGCUUUGGUUUUGGCCUAACUCACGGGUGUCAGUUGGGUGAGACAACUACAUCCAUUUCGGUAUCAAUUCCUUCAGCUAAUGCAUGUAACAAUUUGUACCGUCUGGAGACAUGUUUUUGGUUCAGUCAAUUCAAACUAUAGCUACCA
Lineus longissimus is the source of this 818-nucleotide messenger RNA. Its product is annotated as LITAF domain-containing protein-like. Gene Ontology annotation, molecular function: zinc ion binding. The record is from RefSeq and is a predicted model, not a curated record. The transcript has 4 exons. The coding region runs from base 121 to 543 and encodes 140 amino acids. Lineage: Eukaryota; Metazoa; Nemertea; Pilidiophora; Heteronemertea; Lineidae.